AUGGCGCCACGAGGAACAACCCCAGCCUACGUGGUAGGUGUUGGCCUUACCAAAUUUCUAAAGCCACGCCGAACACGUGAAUAUCCAGAACUUGGUUAUGAGGCAGGAGUCAAGGCUAUGCUGGAUGCUGGCAUCACUUACGACGAUGUCGAGACUGGUAUUGCAUGUUACUGUUAUGGCGAUACAACAAGCGGACAGCGCAUUUUCUACCAGUUCGGCAUGAGCACCAUUCCAAUCUACAACACAAAUAAUGCUUGUGCAACGGGCUCAACUGGUCUACACAUGGCUCGGACGUUGGUCAGGAAUGGUGCAGUCGAUUGUGUCCUUGUCAUCGGUUUCGAGCAAAUGAGUCCAGGUAGCAUCAAGAGUGUUUGGAGUGACAGACCUAGCCCUAUGGGAUUGUCAACUGCCAUGAUGGAAGAGACUGCAGGAAAGCACGAUACUCCAAGAAAUGCCCAGUAUUUUGGCAACGCUGGAAAAGAGUAUAUGGACAAGUAUGGUGCGAAAGCCGAAGACUUCGCAGAAAUUGCUCGCAUCUCUCACGAACACUCGCAACGGAAUCCGUACGCACAAUUUCAGCAAAAGUAUACUCUGGAAGAAAUAUUAAACAGCCCCAUGAUACACCCACCUCUUACAAAGCUGCAAUGCAGUCCUACUUCCGAUGGCGCAGGCGCAGCAGUUAUCGUCUCACAAUCCUUCCUCGAUGCCCGACCACACUUGAAGAGUAAGGCGAUCCUGAUCGCAGGACAACAGCUUAUGACAGAUUCUCCACAACUAUAUUCCAAAAGUGCGAUGGAUCUUGUCGGCUUUGACAUGACCAAGCGAGCAGCCAAGGCAGCCAUGCAAGAGGCAGGAGUUACACCUAAACACAUCAAAGUAUGCGAACUACACGAUUGCUUCAGCACGAACGAGCUCAUUCUCCUCGACGGAUUAGGGUUCAGCGAGCCGGGUAAAGCACACGAGAUGGUGAGGAGAGGAGACAUAACAUAUGGUGGAAAGGGCCCCAUCAUCAACCCAUCAGGUGGACUGAUUAGCAAGGGCCACCCAUUAGGCGCAACAGGCCUUGCCCAAUGCGCAGAGUUGAUAUGGCAAUUGAGAGGGUGGUGUGUGAAUGGUCGGCUUGCGAAGGAUGCCGACGUUGCAUUGCAGCAUAACCUUGGUUUGGGUGGUGCUGUUGUUAUCAACGUGUACAAGAGAGCUGAUGGCAGGAGAAACACUGAUGCUCCGAUGAGUGCUGAGGAGAUCAGUAAGAGCAGUGGUCUUGGGUAUAACCCAGCAGUUGAGGCGAGAUAUGUUACGCCUGCUGAUGGCGAGAAGGUUCGGAGUAAGAAGUUCAAGGAGGAGUAUGCCUUAGGAGAUACCGUGGAAAAGCUCCAGGCACGAUUGUAG
Lithohypha guttulata is the source of this 1389-nucleotide messenger RNA. RefSeq lists its product as uncharacterized. Bases 1 to 1389 code for a protein of 462 amino acids. Gene Ontology annotation, molecular function: acyltransferase activity, transferring groups other than amino-acyl groups. NCBI's taxonomy places the organism in Eukaryota, Fungi, Ascomycota, Eurotiomycetes, Chaetothyriales, Trichomeriaceae. The transcript is spliced from 2 exons. The record is from RefSeq and is a predicted model, not a curated record.